Messenger RNA from Salmo salar (Atlantic salmon), 8007 nucleotides. NCBI's taxonomy places the organism in Eukaryota, Metazoa, Chordata, Actinopteri, Salmoniformes, Salmonidae. The record is from RefSeq and is a predicted model, not a curated record.
AAUCAGCAACUCUCCUAGCCUGGUCCUAUACAGAAACAGUAGUCAUGCUAACUCUCCUAGCCUGGUCCUAUACAGAAACAGUAGUUAUGCUAACUCUCCUAGCCUGGUCCUAUACAGAAACAGUAGUCAUGCUAACUCUCCUAGCCUGGUCCUAUACAGAAACAGUAGUUAUGCUAACUCUCCUAGCCUGGUCCUAUACAGAAACAGUAGUCAUGCUAACUCUCCUAGCCUGGUCCUAUACAGAAACAGUAGUCAUGCUAACUCUCCUAGCCUGGUCCUAUACAGAAACAGUAGUCAUGCUAACUCUCCUAGCCUGGUCCUAUACAGAAACAGUAGUCAUGCUAACUCUCCUAGCCUGGUCCUAUACAGAAACAGUAGUUAUGCUAACUCUAAUAGCCUGGUCCUAUACAGAAACAGUAGCCUGGCUAGCUAGCCAGAGACUGAGAGAAGCAGAGUUUGGCCAAAGCGAGAUAUUUCAACCUGGAAUGACAUUAGACAAAAGGAAAGGGUGCAACUCUACCCUACUGCCUUCAGAAACUAAAGGACAGCUCCUCAUUUGUGGUGAGCAGCAGUAGUGCUUCUGGGAUACUGAGUCUGGAAGGACAUAAGUAGGAUCAGAGGAGCACAUGUAAAGAGUUGACCCUACUGUCUUUAUAUUCCACUCAGGAGCUAACCGGGUUCCAUUUAGAAACAUAGGAACUAUAGUACUAGCCUAGUCCCCUUCCUUAACCCCUACCCUCCUACAAACUAGUCCCCUUCCUUAUCCCCUACCCUCCUACAAACUAGUCCCCUUCCUUAUCCCCUACCCUCUCACAAACUAGUCCCCUUCCUUAUCCCCUACCCUCCUACAAACUAGUCCCCUUCCUUAUCCCCUACCCUCUCACAAACUAGUCCCCUUCCUUAUCCCCUACCCUCCUACAAACUAGUCCCCUUCCUUAACCCCUACCCUUCUACAAACUAGUCCCCUUCCUUAACCCCUACCCUCCUACAAACUAGUCCCCUUCCUUAACCCCUACCCUCCUACAAACUAGUCCCCUUCCUUAUCCUCUACCCUCCUACAAACUAGUCCCCUUCCUUAACCCCUACCCUCCUACAAACUAGUCCCCUUCCUCAACCCCUACCCUCCUACAAACUAGUCCCCUUCCUUAACCCCUACCCUCCUACAAACUAGUCCCCUUCCCCUCCUACAAACUAGUCCCCUUCCUUAUCCCCUACCCUCCUACAAACUAGUCCCCUUCCUUAACCCCUACCCUCCUACAAACUAGUCCCCUUCCUUAACCCCUACCCUCCUACAAACUAGCCCCCUUCCCCUCCUACAAACUAGUCCCCUUCCCUACCCCUACCCUCCUACAAACUAGUCCCCUUCCUUAACCCCUACCCUCCUACAAACUAGUCCCCUUCCUUAACCCCUACCCUCCUACAAACUAGUCCCCUUCCUUAUCCCCUACCCUCCUACAAACUAGUCCCCUUCCUUAACCCCUACCCUCCUACAAACUAGUCCCCUUCCUUAACCCCUACCCUCCUACAAACUAGUCCCCUUCCUUAACCCCUACCCUCCUACAAACUAGUCCCCUUCCUUAACCCCCUACCCUUCCACAAACUAGUCCCCUUCCUUAACCCCUACCCUCCUACAAACUAGUCCCCUUCCUUAACCCCUACCCUCCUACAAACUAGUCCCCUUCCUUAACCCCUACCCUCCUACAAACUAGUCCCCUUCCUUAACCCCUACCCUCCUACAAACUAGUCCCCUUCCUUAACCCCUACCCUCCCACAAACUAGUCCCCUUCCUUAACCCCUACCCUCCUACAAACUAGUCCCCUUCCCUACCCCUACCCUCCUACAAACUAGCCCCCUUCCCUACCCCUACCCUCCUACAAACUAGUCCCCUUCCUUAUCCCCUACCCUCCUACAAACUAGUCCCCUUCCUUAUCCCCUACCCUCCUACAAACUAGUCCCAGUCCUUAUCCCCUACCCUCUCACAAACUAGUCCCCUUCCUUAACCCCUACCCUCCCACAAACUAGUCCCCUUCCCCUCCUACAAACUAGUCCCCUUCCCUACCCCUACCCUCCUACAAACUAGUUCCCUUCCCUACCCCUUAUAACAUUGGCCCAGUUAGCAAGGCCUCCACACUAACUCCUACAAAAUAUUGGGUUUAAAUCCUACAGUAUACACUGAGUGAACAAAACAUUAGGAACAUCUUCCUAAUAUUGAGUUUAACCUGUCUCCUCCCCUUCAUCUACACUGAUUGAAGUGGAUUUAACAAGUGACAUCAAUAAGGGAUCACAGCUUUCACCUGGAUUCACCUGGUCAGUCUAUGUCAUGGAAAGAGCAGGUGUUGUUAAUGUUUUGUGCAGUCAGUAUAUAUACAGUAGGUUUGUUUUAAUGCUGAGGGUUGCAAUGGCUUUCACUCUGUGAACACCGGUAUUACUUUAAUACAUCAUUUCUCUGGAAUAGCUAUUUUGGCUUAUAUGUGAUUUUAUAAGUGUUACCUUCUUAAUAUGACGUGUAUAAUGAAUCAAAUGGGGGUUUGAAAGAACCGUUCAGAUGUAUAGGCCGGGAUUAAAUUAGAUCCUGGGUGAUAGGCAGGAAAUGUUCCCGCGUUCGCGGAGAUUCCAUUUACGGUAAACGCUGCAUAUGUCGACUCAAUCGGAUAUUGCCUUUAAAAGUCGCAAUGCCGAUAACCCGCGAUCAGAUUGAAUCCUAGUUGCAUGUGGCCAGGUCUGUUGGUGUAAUUGUUAUAUUAAUCCACAAGGGGGUGCUGUUGUCCCCGUGUGAGUUCCCAUUGCUCAGUGCAACCUGUAAGCAAGUAGAAGUCGCUCCUAAGCACUGAUCUAGGAUCAGCAUACUUAGGACCUUACUAUAUGAAGGUUAAGCGCAAUACUGGUCCUAGAUCAGUGCAUAAGAAGAAGAUUCUAUGUUGCUUUAUUGGCCACUAUUGGGUAUAGAGAGAGCCCAUGAUUCUCUAUGUCAGCCUUUUUCAAAUCUCUCCUCGGGGACGUUUCACAAUGUUGUUGUAGCCCUGAACUGGCGCCUGAUUAUAGUAGUCAAGUGCUCGUUGACCGGUUGUAGCGUCAGGUGUGCUAGUUCUGGAACAGUUCAAAUACAUGGACAGGCUGGGGGUUGCCGAGGAGAGGUUGUAAUAGUACAUGGACAGGCUGGGGGUUGCCGAGGAGAGGUUGUAAUAGUACAUGGACAGGCUGGGGGUUGCCGAGGAGAGGUUGUAAUAGUACAUGGACAGGCUGGGGGUUGCCGAGGAGAGGUUGUAAUAGUACAUGGACAGGCUGGGGGUUGCCGAGGAGAGGUUGUAAUAGUACAUGGACAGGCUGGGGGUUGCCGAGGAGAGGUUGUAAUAGUACAUGGACAGGCUGGGGGUUGCCAAGGAGAGGUUGUAAUAAUACAUGGACAGGCUGGGGGUUGCCGAGGAGAGGUUGUAAUAGUACAUGGACAGGCUGGGGGUUGCCGAGGAGAGUUUGUAAUAGUACAUGGACAGGCUGGGGGUUGCCGAGGAGAGGUUGUAAUAGUACAUGGACAGGCUGGGGGUUGCCGAGGAGAGGUUGUAAUAGUACAUGGACAGGCUGGGGGUUGCCGAGGAGAGGUUGUAAUAGUACAUGGACAGGCUGGGGGUUGCCGAGGAGAGGUUGUAAUAGUACAUGGACAGGCUGGGGGUUGCCGAGGAGAGGUUGUAAUAGUACAUGGACAGGCUGGGGGUUGCCGAGGAGAGGUUGUAAUAGUACAUGGACAGGCUGGGGGUUGCCGAGGAGAGGUUGUAAUAGUACAUGGACAGGCUGGGGGUUGCCGAGGAGAGGUUGUAAUAGUACAUGGACAGGUUGCCGAGGAGAGGUUGUAAUAGUACAUGGACAGGUUGCCGAGGAGAGGUUGUAAUAGUACAUGGACAGGCUGGGGGUUGCCGAGGAGAGGUUGUAAUAGUACAUGGACAGGCUGGGGGUUGCCGAGGAGAGGUUGUAAUAGUACAUGGACAGGUUGCCGAGGAGAGGUUGUAAUAGUACAUGGACAGGCUGGGGGUUGCCGAGGAGAGGUUGUAAUAGUACAUGGACAGGCUGGGGGUUGCCGAGGAGAGGUUGUAAUAGUACAUGGACAGGUUGCCGAGGAGAGGUUGUAAUAGUACAUGGACAGGCUGGGGGUUGCCGAGGAGAGGUUGUAAUAGUACAUGGACAGGUUGCCGAGGAGAGGUUGUAAUAGUACAUGGACAGGCUGGGGGUUGCCAAGGAGAGGUUGUAAUAAUACAUGGACAGGCUGGGGGUUGCCGAGGAGAGGUUGUAAUAGUACAUGGACAGGCUGGGGGUUGCCAAGGAGAGGUUGUAAUAAUACAUGGACAGGCUGGGGGUUGCCGAGGAGAGGUUGUAAUAGUACAUGGACAGGUUGCCGAGGAGAGGUUGUAAUAGUACAUGGACAGGCUGGGGGUUGCCGAGGAGAGGUUGUAAUAGUACAUGGACAGGCUGGGGGUUGCCGAGGAGAGGUUGUAAUAGUACAUGGACAGGCUGGGGGUUGCCGAGGAGAGGUUGUAAUAGUACAUGGACAGGUUGCCGAGGAGAGGUUGUAAUAAUACAUGGACAGGCUGGGGGUUGCCGAGGAGAGGUUGUAAUAGUACAUGGACAGGCUGGGGGUUGCCGAGGAGAGGUUGUAAUAGUACAUGGACAGGUUGCCGAGGAGAGGUUGUAAUAGUACAUGGACAGGUUGCCGAGGAGAGGUUGUAAUAGUACAUGGACAGGCUGGGGGUUGCCGAGGAGAGGUUGUAAUAGUACAUGGACAGGCUGGGGGUUGCCGAGGAGAGGUUGUAAUAGUACAUGGACAGGCUGGGGGUUGCCGAGGAGAGGUUGUAAUAGUACAUGGACAGGUUGCCGAGGAGAGGUUGUAAUAGUACAUGGACAGGUUGCCGAGGAGAGGUUGUAAUAGUACAUGGACAGGCUGGGGGUUGCCGAGGAGAGGUUGUAAUAGUACAUGGACAGGCUGGGGGUUGCCGAGGAGAGGUUGUAAUAGUACAUGGACAGGCUGGGGGUUGCCGAGGAGAGGUUGUAAUAGUACAUGGACAGGUUGCCGAGGAGAGGUUGUAAUAGUACAUGGACAGGUUGCCGAGGAGAGGUUGUAAUAAUACAUGGACAGGCUGGGGGUUGCCGAGGAGAGGUUGUAAUAGUACAUGGACAGGCUGGGGGUUGCCGAGGAGAGGUUGUAAUAGUACAUGGACAGGUUGCCGAGGAGAGGUUGUAAUAGUACAUGGACAGGCUGGGGGUUGCCGAGGAGAGGUUGUAAUAGUACAUGGACAGGCUGGGGGUUGCCGAGGAGAGGUUGUAAUAGUACAUGGACAGGUUGCCGAGGAGAGGUUGUAAUAGUACAUGGACAGGUUGCCGAGGAGAGGUUGUAAUAGUACAUGGACAGGCUGGGGGUUGCCGAGGAGAGGUUGUAAUAGUACAUGGACAGGUUGCCGAGGAGAGGUUGUAAUAGUACAUGGACAGGUUGCCGAGGAGAGGUUGUAAUAGUACAUGGACAGGUUGCCGAGGAGAGGUUGUAAUAGUACAUGGACAGGUUGCCGAGGAGGGGUUGGGAAAAAGCUGCCUAUGUAAUGCCCUACUAGUUUACAUGUCCUAUUGAAAUGAAGGUCAACCUGUAGUUCUGUCACAUUCUCUGAGAAGGGAAGCCGUGAUACAUAUCCACGUGACCAUACUACAAUAAUGAUGUUGUUUUUAAACUUCUUGGCAUGACUGUGUGUUUUAGAACGAAUAACGAAGUCUAUUUGUACACCGCUGUCUAGUCUGUCCCAUGUGUCUGGUCCUAGAAAAACGUUAUCUAAGAGCAUUAAUCACAGGAUGUAUCUUAGUUAGUGGAGUGUUUUCUAAAACAUUUGUUCCCCUUGAUGUUGAUAUUGGUAAAGGUGGACGUGUUAUCUUUAGUCUGUCUCUCAGGGUCGGGGUCAAUUCCAUUUCAAUUCAGUCAGUUCAGGAAUUACAUUGAAUUGACUGAGGUUCGCGUCCCAAAUGUCACCAUAUUCCCUAUAUAGUGCACUACUUUUGACCCUGGUAGUUCACCAUAUCGGAAAUAGGGCUCUGGUUUAAAAGUAGUGCACUACAGGGAAUAGGAUACCAUUUGGGACGUAGCCUGAAAUGACAUGGAAGGAACCUUAACCCUGUUGUCUCUAUUAUAACAAGACUAUGACCAAAACCAUUCAACCUGACCCCUGACCCCGGUCUGUUUUGGUGUUUUGGUAGAUAAAUUGGUGCCGCGACGGAACUCGAGGUGGCCAGGGGCGUCGUCUGUGAGGGUAGAACGAAGGAAGGAAGGACAGGAGGACAGACAGGCGGGCGGGCGGACAGACAGACAGACAGACAGGUGUCUGUUGUACACGUUAGAACACACUAACACCUGGUCUGGAACCACAGGACUUCCAGGAGAGCCGUUACAUGACCCAGGACAAAAUAAACGAGAGGGAAAAAAGACUCUCAUUUUAGGGUGCUAAGUUAUUUUUUUGAAUUAAGUGAUUUAAAAAAAUAUAUUAUAAUAAUUAUGAUUUCUAAUUGGGAGGGGGGGGCCAGGACUGGGUGUUUGUGACCCGGUGUGUUGGGGUGUGUUACAGUCCUGGGUCAAAUAUAUAAUGUCAAAUGCUUUCAAAUACCACUAUGUCAUAAAAGGCACCCUAUUCCCUAUUUAGUGCACUACUUUUGACCGGGACCAUAGGGCUCUGAUCAAAUGUAAUGCACUAUAUAGGCAAUAUAGUGCAAUUUGGUACAAAGUCCAGGGCUGUGCUUAGUUUAGUUCAGUGGUUCCCAACCCAUGGGUACUAGGAGGGGGUACUAGAGGGGGUACUAGAGAAGACUCAUGAGACCAUAGGCCUACCGGUCAAAAUGCACAUGAGGGGGUACUUCAGGGGUACUCUGGGCAGAGCCAAAUUUAGUUGGUGGUACACUAACCGGAAAACAAAGAAAAAAGGUUGGGAACCACUGGUUUAGUGUUUCCUGUAUAAUGGAACCAAUGAAACCGAUUUGAGUAUUCCCAAGAGGACAAACUCCAAACUAAAUCAAGGUCACAAAGGCUCCGUCCCAGAUGGCACCUUGGAAGAGCAGUGGAUGUACCAGAGACCAUGUGAUCUGUCUCUGGGGUGUUAAGACUCUACUGUACCAGAGACCAUGUGAUCUGUCUCUGGGGUGUUAAGACUCUACUGUACCAGAGACCAUGUGAUCUGUCUCUGGGGUGUUAAGACUCUACUGUACCAGAGACCAUGUGAUCUGUCUCUGGGGUGUUAAGACUCUACUGUACCAGAGACCAUGUGAUCUGUCUCUGGGGUGUUAAGACUCUACUGUACCAGAGACCAUGUGAUCUGUCUCUGGGGUGUUAAGACUCUACUGUACCAGAGACCAUGUGAUCUGUCUCUGGGGUGUUAAGACUCUACUGUACCAGAGACCAUGUGAUCUGUCUCUGGGGUGUUAAGACUCUACUGUACCAGAGACCAUGUGAUCUGUCUCUGGGGUGUUAAGACUCUACUGUACCAGAGACCAUGUGAUCUGUCUCUGGGGUGUUAAGACUCUACUGUACCAGAGACCAUGUGUGUGAUCUGUCUCUGGGGUGUUAAGACUCUACUGUACCAGGUGCAUGCCUGACAUGUCGCAAAUAUAACCACGGUUUUUAGAGCUACAAAAAAUAUUUUAUAAUAGAAUAAUUCAAUUGUUUAAUUAUACCAUCAUCAUAACUUUGUAUUAUGUUUGUUAUUAUUUUUAUUAUUAUUAACAUUCUGGUAUUUAAUCGUAAAGGAGAUUAACAGUUUUUAUUAUGAUGUUUAUUUUGCUUUAAUUCUGUGUAUUUGGAUGUAUUGAUACUUAUUAAAUGUUUACAUGUACCCGUAUUGGACACGAUCCAGCAGGUCGUUUUGUAUGUACGUCCCGAUGAUAUCAUUUGUAAAAGUGCGAAGUUUUGCGGAUUGCACAAGACCAAAAAAGAAACUACACAGAAACAAACAAAUAAAGAAGUAGACUGAAGUAGGAAUGGAAUUAUGCAAAUCA